AUGAAUUUGAUCAAUCAAGAUUUGAAAAAUUUUGAUGAUAGAUACAACGAUCUAUUCGAAUCUUCAAAGUUGAAUGGGAUUACCACUGUUGACCUAUUGAUCAAGCUGCCAACGGAGCUUUCGAAACUCCUCAAAAGAUCCAUAAUCGAAGUAGAAAGCCUUAAGAAUGAAAUUCUUUCUUACCAUCAACCAGCAUCAUAUACGAUUCCAAUAAAGAAGCAACGAUAUUUCACCACUGGUAUGGCAGAAUUGGAUGAUCAGUUACAUGGAGGUAUCAGAUUGGGAGAGAUAACUGAAAUUUUUGGGUCCAGCGGAUGUGGGAAAUCACAACUCUUGUAUCAAAUUUCUUGUUAUACUCAAUUAAGUCAACGCUAUAAAGUCAUUUUCAUCACCACAGAGUCUUUCUUGGAGACAAAACGACUACAGGAUAUGAUUGAUCAUAUAAACGAGCAAAAUGAAGGAAGUGAGGUUAAUAAAGUUAGUCUAGAUAAUAUUCUAUAUUACUACUGUGCAGAUCUCGAAACUCAACACCAUAUAUUAUAUAACCAACUACCAUUACAACUUGAAGAUUCAUCCAUUCAAACACUAAUUAUUGAUUCCAUAGGUCACCAUUUGCGUCAUGAACAAGUCAUCACAACUGCAAAUUUUUUAAAACAGGUAGCUAAAGAGAAAGAGUUAUCUCUUGAUGACAAUACAUACUUAAGCUACGUGAAACAAACCCACAAUGAUAAAUACUCCAAAUUCUUUAGGUUUGACAAAACUUAUGAUAUAAAUAUGAACAAGAAAUACUACUAUUUUGAGCUAUUUAGGCAUUUGAAUCGACUUUGCUCAAAGUUUGAUAUUUCGAUUGUAGUAGCAAAUCAGGUAAGUGACCAGCUUUCUAACUACGAUCCAGAAUAUGAGCCUUCAAACGACUCCUUAGAUUUGGACUACCAAUUAGGUCAUAUUGUGGGUUGGGAUAGUAGCACGAUAUUGAGUUAUCAGAAGAUACAUAACGGCACCAGAGACGAUAAUAAUAAUCCCAAUUUUGAUUAUUCCAAUGAGAUAAGACAGAAAACUAUGAAUGGUUCAACUGAACCGUCAAGCACGGUAUCAAAUCCUGUUAGUCAUACACAAAAUGCUAAUAAUAAUUCGAUGCAGGAUCCCAGGUAUCUUCCAAAGACAACUUCAUUUACGACUAACUCGCAUGACUCAUAUAAAUUUAAAUACCAUGCUCCCACCUUGGGGUACCAUUGGAUGAAAUUGGUGGAUUGUAAGAUAAGUUUGUCCAAAAAGUACCAAGUCAUGGCUGAUAAUAAAAGAAAACUCCAUGAAGGAUGGGAGGUAAAGAGAAGUAUGAAAGUCGUAAACGAUAAUUCAUCAACUUCGUUGAAUUUUGAAAUUUCUACUGGAGGUUUGAAGGUAAUGCCCUAA
Molecule: messenger RNA, 1413 nt
Organism: Yamadazyma jaroonii
Lineage: Eukaryota; Fungi; Ascomycota; Pichiomycetes; Serinales; Debaryomycetaceae
Source: the annotation of a GenBank genome assembly